This is a messenger RNA of Naumovozyma castellii, 2364 nucleotides long. It is a transcript of the gene SIP1, whose product is annotated as Sip1p. Lineage: Eukaryota; Fungi; Ascomycota; Saccharomycetes; Saccharomycetales; Saccharomycetaceae. The coding region runs from base 1 to 2364 and encodes 787 amino acids. The record is from RefSeq and is a predicted model, not a curated record. The transcript has a single exon.
AUGGAUAUGGGUAAUAAUCCUUCCAGUUCCGAACACACGCAAAAGGAUAAAGAAGAAGAAGAAGAAGAAGAGGCAAUUAAAGAUACGAUUAUACUUCAUAAUAAACAUCUAGAUCAUCUGCAAGACGAAAGAAAGGGAAGCAUAUCAUCCAACUUAUUCACAAACAAAAAUAGCUCGAAGAGACAUGCAACUUCAAUAAUGUCUCAAAGUAAAGUUACUAAUGACAAUAUUCAGAAUCCACCAGAAACAGUUUUUUUCAAGAAGGGAUACUCGAUAAGUAGAUCUAUGCAAGAUGAUUCAGAUAUUAAAACAGAAGGGCAGGCAACAGUUGAUUCGGAAAAUAUACAUGAACCAAUGGCAUCUUUAUCGUUGAAAACUUCAAUGGAAAACGAUGAAAAUAGGAAAUCAUUUUCCUUCAUGUCUCCUGGACCGGCCAAUCCUACAGUGGAACAGACAAAGCAUGAUGUUACUAAUAAAGAGAAUUCAUUUGAACAUCGUCCAAGUAUAGUCACUUUGAAACAAACGCUAAGUGGGACUAAGGUUACUAAUGAUAACAAUAUCGAUAAACUGAACAAGACCAUUUCUUCAUCGUCCAAUAGUCAAUCUGUUUCAACAGCAUCUUCAUCGUCAAUUGCUAAUAGAACUGGAUCUAUCGAUAUCCCAAAGGAAAACAGAUAUAAUUUCAAAGAUGCCAUGGACACGAUACCUAAACAACAUUCCGUUCAUGCUUAUCAACAUGAUUAUUUCACAAUAAAUGAUGAGAAUGCUAGAAAUGGUAGCGAUGGAAGGUUAUCAACUUCAGGUGAUAAUAGCGAACCAGGCGUGCUACAAAAUGUAGAUAUUGUAUUGAAUCAGUCAUUUCUUAAGGAUGCAAUGAAGCGUGAUAUGAAAAGGAAAAGAACGGAUACAGGAGCUUCCACUGCCACACCAGAUAUUGAGAAGCCCACCGAAAAGAAGAAACCGAUCUCAGCGACAGCAGCAAUGAUGCUGAAACUAUAUGGUGAUAAGAAUCAAAUGGAAAAGGAAGAGAAGAAAAGUAGUGGUAGCUAUUCAUAUGCUGAUCAGUAUGAACAUUCUACUAGUCAAAUUAACUUACGAGAGGUUAAAAAGAUAAAACAUAUAGAAAAUGAUUUUGUGGAGGAUAAUUUUGGAAUCUCUUCUCCAAAAGAAAUCAAAAUUCAACAUAUUGAUGAUGUCAAAAAUGCUCCUCCAUCGUCUUUAUCAUCAUCCAUGUCCUCAAGCUCAUUUGGACCUUCAUCAGAUGAACAGACGAAUGAUAAUGUUCAAGUAGUAUUGAAAUGGAGAGACCAGAUUGACAACCCAAAACACUGUAAGAUUUCUAUUGUAAGUGAUGACAUUAGUUCUGCCAUACCUGCUAAGGCAACAAAAGCAGGAAAAUUACCAAUGUUAUUUAAUCCUAUGAUAAAAGAGUGGUACGUACCUAAUCUUCUUUUACCUCCUGGUAUUUAUAGAUUAAAAUUUUCCAUUAAUGGAGAUCUAACACAUUCAAAUUUCUUACCUACUGCAACUGACUCUAUGGGUAAUAUUGUGAAUUGGUUUGAAGUUCUACCAGGUUACGAUACAGUGGAACCAUAUAGAGAUGAAAUUAUUGAAACCACAUUCCAUACAAAUGGGAGCCAAGGUACUCUACGAGACAAUAAUCCUACCACAAUUAGAUCCCGAAGAUCCUCUUCUUUCGUUAGUGCUAAUGGAGAUUUAGCAUCAAUGACUCCUUAUUCAGAUUAUACAGGGAUUAGUAGAUCAAAUUCUGCCCUCAACAGUAAAAGAACUUCCUUAGUUUCACUAAGGGGUGUUGGAAAACUUGAUUUAUUUACACCCAUGGAACCCAAAAAAAUAGAAUAUUCUAAUGAAAUUCCAGAACUAUUUAAAAUUUCCAAUAGUAUUGAAGAUGAGGACGACGACGAAGGUGAUUAUGGACAUAAUGAAACACUAAGUCCCUUUGAAGAACCAAGUUUUACCAAUAGAGUUGUGGAUUGUAACCAAGAUAAAUUAUUUUCCGACCUUCAAAAAAAUGGUAACAUUGACGCUGAGACUGCAGAAAUGUUAUUCUUAAACAAAUACCAAGUUCCAGACCUUCCGAUUUAUUUGAACUCAAGCUAUCUAAAUAAGAUUUUUCUUCAAUUUCAAAAACAACAUAAUGACCCCACACCCUCUGCAAAUACGGCAUCUACGAUUGGUAUUACUCAUAUCAUCCCACAUGUCAAUUUAAACCACCUUUUAACGAGCAGCAUCAGAGACGAAAUCAUCAGUGUAGCAUGUACGACUAGAUACCAAGGAAAAUUUAUCACCCAGGUGAUGUAUGCUCCAUGUAAUUAUGGAAAUCCUGAGAUAAAAUCUUCGUAA